GGGGGGGGGGGGAGAAGAAGGAGAAAAACACAGACAUCAACAUAACCUCAGGAUCGCGUGAUACGGUGAUAACUAGGGAAUUUCCUUCAAGUUAUAAGCUGCAGAAAGCUAACAAUGCUUUUGUUUUGUCCGACCUGUGGCAAUACACUAGUUGCUGCAGAGGGUUCAUCUCGUAUGAAGUUCCAAUGCAGUACUUGUCCUUUUAAAUAUGAUGUGCAAAAAUUGAUUUCAAGAAAGACAUAUCCAAAGUUAAAGGAGCUCGAUGAUGUACUUGGAGGAGCUGCAGCAUGGGACAAUGUUGACUCGACUGAGGAGCGGUGUCCUAAAUGUUCUCAUUCUAGAGCAUACUUUAUGCAGAUUCAAACAAGAUCAGCCGACGAGCCAAUGACCACAUUCUAUAAAUGUUGUAAUCAUCAAUGUGGUCACAGAUGGCGAGAAUGAUUGAAUACAAAUUGGAAAGACUCUUUCAUUAGUAAAUAAUUUUUAGCAUAAUUUUACUCUUACAUCUUAAUUUUAUAUUUUGUGAAUAUGACUAUAAUGAGUUAUUUCUGUGUUCCUCUCAUUUCGAUUCUGCUAUAUUUGUAAACUCUUCAUAUCAUCUUCAUUAUGUUCAGAAUUUCAAAGAUAAGCAUGAAAAUUGAAA
Molecule: messenger RNA, 643 nt
Organism: Thrips palmi
Lineage: Eukaryota; Metazoa; Arthropoda; Insecta; Thysanoptera; Thripidae
Product: DNA-directed RNA polymerase III subunit RPC10-like
Exons: 2
Coding region: 115-441 (108 amino acids)
Biological process (GO): DNA-templated transcription; termination of RNA polymerase III transcription
Cellular component (GO): RNA polymerase III complex
Molecular function (GO): DNA-directed RNA polymerase activity; nucleic acid binding; zinc ion binding
Source: RefSeq, a predicted model, not a curated record